This is a messenger RNA of Condylostylus longicornis, 3483 nucleotides long. RefSeq names its product presequence protease, mitochondrial. Gene Ontology annotation, cellular component: mitochondrial matrix. Lineage: Eukaryota; Metazoa; Arthropoda; Insecta; Diptera; Dolichopodidae. The coding region runs from base 319 to 3375 and encodes 1018 amino acids. Gene Ontology annotation, molecular function: metal ion binding. The transcript has 4 exons. Gene Ontology annotation, biological process: protein processing. The record is from RefSeq and is a predicted model, not a curated record.
GAUUACAAAUGUUUUGAACUUCGACUCCUUCGGUAAAAUUUUUUUUUGACAUAAAUACAUAUGAUUUUUGAUAGUCUAAAUCCAUGCUGAAUGCUCAUAAAAGGAUUUUUUUUUUCGAAAGAUCAAAUGGAUUAAAGUCUCUUUUUAACGUCCUUCAAAUAUUAGAUAAGAAUUGUUACUAUCAUUGCAUAAAAAAACAGAAAAACGUAGUUAAGUUGUCAAAGUUUUUAUAAUUGUGUAAUUUUGUGAAAUUGAUAGACAGUCCUGUAGCAAACUAUUCUUAACAUUAAUUGGUAAAGGAUAAAAUUAAAAUUCAAUAUGAUCCGUAGAAUUGCAACAGUCAGAAAUAAGUUGAAGAUUUUAUCUCGAAGAUAUUUAUCAGCAAAUUUCCAACAGCCAGACAUUCAGCGAAAUGUUAUUGAGUCACCGGCUAUUAUUACAGGGGAAAGUAAGUUUACGCCAGGUGAAACAUACAGUAAUUUCUUAUGUACAAGAGCAGAAAAUGUACCAGAAUUUGCUUUAACAAGUUAUACAUUUAAACAUAACAAAACUGGAACGGAACUGUGGUAUAUUGACAGAGAUGAUCAGAAUAAUGUAUUUUCCAUUAAUUUUCGAACGACACCAUUCGAUUCUACUGGAUUACCUCAUAUUUUAGAACAUAGUGUCUUAUGUGGCUCUGAAAAGUAUCCUGUAAGGGACCCAUUUUUCAAAAUGUUGAACAGAUCAGUAGCAACGUUUAUGAACGCUAUGACCGGUCCAGACUAUACACUUUACCCGUUUUCUUCUAUGAAUGAAGUAGAUUAUAGAAAUCUACAGAAAAUUUAUCUCGACGCUGUAUUCAAGCCAAAUUUAGAAUAUUUGGACUUCUUGCAAGAAGGAUGGAGAUUAGAACACUCAAUUUUAAAAGAUAAACGAUCUGAUUAUGUAAUUAAAGGAGUAGUUUAUAACGAAAUGAAAGGUGCUUUUUCCGACAAUACUUCAAUAUUCGGAGAACAACUGCUAAAUAGUAUUCUUCCCGAUCAUACAUAUGGAUUUGUUUCUGGAGGUAAUCCAUUAGAUAUUCCGAAGUUAACUCAUCAAAAUUUAGUUGAUUUUCACAAAAAAUACUACCAUCCAAGUAAUGCAAGAAUAUAUUCGUAUGGUCGUUUUGAUUUGAAACCAUCGUUAGAAUAUAUAGAUCGAGAAUAUUUACAAAAAUAUGACAAAAUUGACAAUUCAUACAGCAAAAUACCCAGUCAAACACGUUGGACUGAACCAAGAAAUGUUCAUAUAUAUAGCCGUUUCGAUAACAUGGGGGCGCCAUUUGAAAAACAAAAUCAAAUUUCAAUAGCUAUGCUUAUGAGUGAUAUUACGGAUAUAUAUGAAAAUCUAGUACUUUCAGUUUUAUCGAAUUUAUUGAUAAGAGGUCCCAACUCCUAUUUUUAUAAGUCGUUAAUAGAACCCAACAUUUCUGGUGGGUACAAUGGAACAACUGGGUAUGAAUCGAACUUGAAAGACACCCUAUUUAGCGUUGGAUUACAAGACAUAAAAGUUGACGACUUUUCAAGAGUUCAAAAAAUUUUUAAGGAAACAAUUCACAAAGUUGCCGAAAAUGGAUUUGAAAAGGAUCAUAUCGAAAGUGUUUUACAUAAUAUAGAGUUAUCUUUAAAACAUCAAACCCCACAAUUUGGUUUAGGAUUAUUGUUUAACAUGACUCCGUUAUGGUCACAUGAAGGGAACGUUGUAGACUCUCUAAAGGUUUCAAAUAUGAUUCAGCUUUUUAGAGAUUCCUUGAAAAACGAUCCAAAAUAUUUGCAAAAGAAAAUUGAGCAAUAUUUCAUAAACAACAAACAUAAACUAACUUUAACCAUGACUCCUGAUGAUGAAUACGAAAGUAAAUUCCAAAAGGCAGAACAAGCUUUAUUAGCUGAAAAGGUUAAAAAUUUAACAGAAGAUGACAAAAUUCGUAUAUACGAAGAUGGAUUGAAACUAGAUGAAAGUCAAAAAGCUCCACCAAAUACGGAGCUUUUACCAUGUCUAUCAAUUGCUGACGUACGAGAACCUCCGCAAGCAACAGGUUUAAAUGUUGUUAAGGUUAAAAAAUGUCCAACACAAAUAUGCGCGGUUCCAACGAAUGAAAUUUCGUACUUAAAAGUUUUGUUUGAUUCAGCACCUUUAACAAAAGAAGAAAUUUAUUUAAUUCCAUUAUUCUGUGAUGUGAUUAAUGAAAUGGGAACAAAAAAAUAUGAUUACAGAACAUUUGAUAAAAUUGUUACCAGUUCAAUGUCUGGGAUAGGGUUUAAAUUACAUUUUGCUGAAAAUAUAUACGAUAGUAAAACUUACGAUCUUGGAAUUCUAAUGACAACUCAUGCUUUAGAUCACAAUGCAAGUAAAAUGUUUGAAUUAUGUCAAGAACUUUUGUGCAACUUCAAUAUGAAUGAUGUUCAACGUUUUAGCAUGCUUCUAGACAAUUAUUUAUCAUCUCUUUCUGUUGGAAUUACACAAUCGGGACAUUUAUAUGCCAUGCAAAGUUGCAAUGGUUUGGUUACAGAUUCAGCAAAAUUAAAAUCAAUUCUAGCUGGAGUUGAACAUAUAGAAUACAUGAAAAAAUUAACAGAAACUCAAAAACCAGAACAAAUAAUGGGCAAUAUAACACAGCUUGGUCACAAAAUAUUCAAUGCUUAUACAAUGAGAGUAGCUGUCAACACAACAGAAACUUUUUUGCCUACGUUAAUUAAAGAAUAUGAAAAAUUCGUGCAACAAUUACCAAACAUAGAAAGAACAAAGCCAGAAAACAAAAUAAAUUUGUUAGAGCCAAGUUGUCAACAUUUUGUAAUGAAUAUACCUGUAAAUUAUUGUGCAAAAGCAUUUAUGACUGUGCCAUAUACCCAUAGAGAUCACCCAACUUUAAGACUAUUAGCUAAAUAUAUCUCUGCCAAAUAUUUGUUACCCGUAGUACGAGAACAAAAUGGAGCGUAUGGUUCUGGUGCAAAGUUGAAUUCUGAUGGUAUCUUUAAUUUUUUCAGUUAUCGUGAUCCAAAUUCGACAAAAACAUUAGAUACCUUUGAUAACACUUACAACUGGUUAAAGAAGAACACAAGUGUGCUAAAUGAACAAACACUAUUUGAAUCAAAAUUAGGAGUAUUGCAGCAAUUAGAUGCACCAAUAGCACCGGGAAAUCGUGGAAAUGAAUUUUUCUUGUAUGGUAUAUCAGAAGAAAUUUUCCGCAAAUACAGACAGAAAGUAUUAAAUGUUACAGUUGAUGAAUUAAAUAAUUGUAUAGAAAAAUAUUUCAAAAAUCAACCUGAACAUUAUGGUAAAACAAUAUUAGGUCCGGAAAAUAGUGAUAUUGCUAAAAGUAGUGGAAAUUGGAAGACAAUAACGCAGAAUAACUAAAUUUUAGCUUUAAUUUAAUAUUAACAAAUUCUAUUCAUAGUAGAAUUUUAUAACUAAAUACAAUAAAACGAAUGUUAAAUUUAAAAUACAAGUUAUUUUUAUUAUUUA